Messenger RNA from Talaromyces stipitatus ATCC 10500, 1240 nucleotides. Its product is annotated as oxidoreductase, 2OG-Fe(II) oxygenase family, putative. The coding region runs from base 195 to 1019 and encodes 274 amino acids. The transcript has 3 exons. The record is from RefSeq and is a predicted model, not a curated record. Lineage: Eukaryota; Fungi; Ascomycota; Eurotiomycetes; Eurotiales; Trichocomaceae. Gene Ontology annotation, molecular function: dioxygenase activity.
AAUACCGGAUACUCUGUACAGUUGUCUUUAAGACUCUUCCUACGCGCUAUGUUUGGAGGCGGACAUUAACGUAUUAUUUUGGUGCACAGCUCGCCAUUGCUUUCUCACAUAUAGUGGCCAUCACUGGAUUGAUAUCACGCACCCUCAUUAUUGACCAUUAUUGAAUUUAUAUUGCCCUUUAUUUUCAGCUCAUCAUGGCCUAUAGAACGACCUCGACUCGCUCAAAAUCGACCACGGUCGUGGGAGAGCGAUCUUUAGAUGUUGCUGAUCUCGAAGUAAUCAAGCUGGAAAGCCUCACUGCAAAAGACCCGGCUGAGACAGCAAAACUUUUGAUAGCUGCUGAGAGUCAGGGGUUUUUCUAUGUCUCUUUUGACGAUAGUCUCUCAGGGAAAAUUUCGGAAUUUCUCCGAAUCUGUUACUUGAACUCUCAUGAAUUCUUCACCAAGCCUUUGGACGAGAAGAUGAAGGCAUUUAGAGAGGAUGUCAAUUACGGCUACAAGCGUGCAGGCAUGGAAUCAUUCGGAAUCUCCCGAGACGAGCAGGACAGUAUGACUCUGCCAAGCCCCUUUGCAGAACACGCUGUAGCGACGCUGGAAUUUUCCAAUAUUUGCGACACCAUAGUCCGUACCUGCCUCCACUGCUUCUCUGAUAGCCUUGGUCUUGGUGAAAUAGACAAUGCUCAUCACCCUGAUGGAAAAAGCGACUCAGAAAUAAAGUUCGUAUCUUAUCCAACCAAAGCAUCUGCUGCUGAUGCACCCGAUACUACCCACACCGACAGCGGUUCGAUCACCUUGCUCUGGUGCGAGAAAUGGGCUAGUCAGAUGCAGACGAAGGAGACGAAAGAAUGGCUAUGGAUUGACCCGAAGCCUGGUUGUGUCUUAGUCAAUGUCGGGAAUCAUCUACAAGGUCAGACUGGCGGUCGCCUGCAUUCCCCAGUCCAUCGAGUGAGUCAACCAAUUGACGGGUUUGAGGACCGAUACUUUGUAUCCUAUUUUUUGAGGCCAAAUUAUGAGUCUUAAGAAACAGCACUUAGCUUAUCAACACGUCGAGGGAUUAUUAUUUACCGAUAUGAAUUUAAGUUCCUCGGACACUUUUUGGAUUGCGGGGAAUUUUCUCAGACUCCCCUUAAAUUCCACCUAGCCCGUCAGCUUACUUCUUUAUUUACUUACAUGGUCAAUUACUGCGCACUUAUUUCGCACUACUAUGGCAGACUGUAUCCAAAUUAACGACAUCAUUUGAA